GCCUCUGAGAGUCGAUUUUUUCUGAUGUGUGAUAGAGAUCGACGGUCUUUGUCUUUUGAUUUUUUAUAAAAAAAAGCUAAAUUAAAAAUUGUGCAUUAAAUGUGCUUUUGAAAGUUCACAUUCAUUGUCGGUUGUAACAAACGGAAAUGCACAUUUAGUCGCGAUUAUGGAUAUGGAUAAUGUGUAAACGUUUCAAACGCCGCACGGUACUUUUUUAGAGCUGUGCUUCGCUGAUUCUAAAUCUACAGAAUGGAACUUUUGAAACUUAUGAUGUUUAAAAGUGACUUUCUGUGCUCCGGUGGUGGAAAAUGUGAUGAUCGAGUACCACCAAUCAAUUUAAGUCAAUUGCCAGAAUUUUUAUUGUCUACUAUACCCAAAUGCGGAGGCUGUCAUGAACUUAUAUUAGACCGAUUUAUAUUGAAAGUGUUAGAGCGAACAUGGCAUGCGAAAUGUUUGCAAUGCAGCGAAUGCCAUACCCAACUAAAUGAUAAAUGCUUCUCCCGAAAUGGUCAGCUUUUCUGCAAAGAGGACUUUUUUAAACGAUAUGGAACAAAGUGUUCCGCAUGUGAUAUGGGAAUUCCGCCAACGCAAGUGGUUCGGAGAGCGCAAGACAACGUCUAUCACUUACAAUGUUUUCUAUGUACAAUAUGCUCUCGAACACUAAACACCGGUGAUGAGUUCUACCUUAUGGAAGAUAGGAAGCUUAUAUGUAAGCGUGAUUAUGAAGAGGCGAAGGCGAAAGGACUCUACCUGGAUGGCUCAUUGGAUGGCGAUCAACCCAAUAAACGACCUCGUACAACAAUAACGGCAAAACAAUUAGAAACGCUGAAAACAGCCUACAAUAAUAGUCCUAAGCCUGCACGACAUGUACGAGAGCAACUAUCACAAGAUACUGGACUGGACAUGCGAGUCGUCCAAGUUUGGUUUCAAAAUAGGAGAGCGAAGGAGAAACGACUGAAGAAAGAUGCUGGCCGAACACGAUGGAGCCAAUAUUUUAGAUCAAUGAAGGGAAGCUGCUCUCCGCGAACGGAAAAAUUCCUCGACAAGGACGAGUUAAAAGUAGACUACGACAGUUUUAGUCAUCAAGAUUUAAGUAACGAUAGCUACAGUACGGUCAAUCUAGGUUUAGAUGAAGGUGCUUCACCACAUAGUAUAAGAGGAUCAUAUUUGCACGGUAGUUCCAGUCCACCGCAAUACCCAACUAGUCGAUCACCACCGCCGGUGGGGCACAACCACUCGUUUGGUUCAUAUCCCGAUAACAUCGUUUAUACAAAUAUAGAUCAUAGUACAUCAUCGAAUAAUGUAUCUGCGGCGAAAACACAUCGAGUACAUGGUAGCGCAGUUUCGGAUUUGAGCAAUGAUUCUAGUCCAGAGCAGGGCUAUCCUGACUUUCCACCAAGUCCUGACUCCUGGCUGGGCGACUCAGGGAACACUUCGAAUCCGAAUUCGCAAACACCGGGCGUUCAUUACUGAUACUCGUACACACGCAUAUUGCUUAAGUAUUUGCAAAUGCGCAAUUACUCUUAUUGGCGCGCCAAACAGAAUGAUCAUCAAUUCAAAUUCACACACAAAAUCCUAUAACAUUAAAUAAUACUUGCUAUUACAUUAAUUAAAAUAUUGUAUGUAUUUGAAUUAUCAAAUU
Anastrepha ludens (Mexican fruit fly) is the source of this 1642-nucleotide messenger RNA. RefSeq names its product LIM/homeobox protein Lhx3 (gene Lim3). Gene Ontology annotation, cellular component: nucleus. Bases 250 to 1473 code for a protein of 407 amino acids. Gene Ontology annotation, biological process: regulation of transcription by RNA polymerase II; neuron differentiation. The transcript has 7 exons. The record is from RefSeq and is a predicted model, not a curated record. Gene Ontology annotation, molecular function: RNA polymerase II transcription regulatory region sequence-specific DNA binding; DNA-binding transcription factor activity, RNA polymerase II-specific. NCBI's taxonomy places the organism in Eukaryota, Metazoa, Arthropoda, Insecta, Diptera, Tephritidae.